Molecule: messenger RNA, 1628 nt
Organism: Melanotaenia boesemani (Boeseman's rainbowfish)
Lineage: Eukaryota; Metazoa; Chordata; Actinopteri; Atheriniformes; Melanotaeniidae
Gene: tango2
Product: transport and golgi organization 2 homolog (Drosophila)
Exons: 10
Coding region: 339-1169 (276 amino acids)
Biological process (GO): Golgi organization; protein secretion
Cellular component (GO): Golgi apparatus
Source: RefSeq, a predicted model, not a curated record
CUAUGUGAGAACUUCCUUGUAGUUGUCAACAGCGGGUGUAAAAGGACAGUGAAUACAACUAGCUGACAGUACAUAGUGAUAGCAGUAGUGUCCAAAACAACAGGCAGACAGUUAGCUGGACAUAUAUUAUUUGCAGUCUGGGAAACAAUCGGCUAAGUUUAGUGGGCUACGUGUAAAACAUGCCAUUCUGAACUUGGUUCAUGUUCACAGGGGCACACACAGCAUGUACUCUGCGUUGCCCAUAUGUGUGUCCUCCAGCCAAUUACACAAUAUAUGACCUAUAUUUAAUGAUAGAUGUGGACUGAGUGAUACAUCAGUCAUCAGUUACUAAUACAUCCAUGUGUAUAAUCUUCUUCAAGUUUGACCCACGGCCUGCAUCCAAAAAUGCCUACAGGCUAAUUUUGGCUGCAAACAGAGAUGAGUUUUACAACAGGCCAUCCAAAGCUGCAGACUUCUGGGGGAGCAACAGUGAGAUCCUCAGUGGCCUGGACCUGGAAUGUGGAAAAGAAGGUGGUUCAUGGCUUGGGAUCAGCAAGAGGGGCAAGUUGGCUGCGAUUACCAACUACAUGGAAGGUCGUCCGAACCCUGAUGCACCAGGAAGAGGAUUUCUAGUGUCUAACUACCUUACGGAUAAGGACGUAGACUGUUAUUCCUACCUUAAGAAGUUGUCUGCAGAAGGCCACCUGUACAACGGCUUCAACCUUAUCACAGCAGAGUUCAGAGCAAAACAAGACACAGUGUGUUACUAUGGAAACAGAGGCAGCCCUGAACCCAUCCGUCUAAAUCCAGCAGGAAUCUACAGCUUAAGUAAUUCACUCUUGGACACUCCGUGGAGGAAAUUGCUGCAAGGCAAGCAGCACUUCAGUCGUGUUGUCAAUGACCCGUCGCUGUCCUAUGAUGGACUGGUGCAAGAGCUGCUUAAUGUCCUUAAUAAUGAGGAACUGAACACACCUGAUCCAAUUCAGGAGAGUCAGGGUGAUGGCUACAGCAAGUCUAUGAUCCAGGCUCUGUCAGCUGUGUGUGUUCGCUCCCCUCAUUAUGGUACAAGGACCAACACAAUAAUCCUAAUAGAUGCAGAGGGGAAUGUUAGCUUCACAGAGCGCACCAUGCUCAACUGUGACACAAGCAAGUGGAGCACCAAUUCUUUCCAGUUCAACCUACAGGUGUGAAGACAAGAUGGAGGAAACCCAUUCUGUGCCUUUCUGCAUCAUCUUCCAUUGCAUCCCACUCAGCCCCUGUCCUACUUCCCAAUAGUAGUGAUGUGAACAUGGAGACUUGUCUGCAUUUUUUGCUCCAGCUAUUCCCUAGCUGCCUCAUAAAUAUCAGCAAUAUGUCUUUCUUACACUAGUUUAAGUUAAAAUGCAAAUCUGAAAAGUCUGUGCUAAUUUAAAGAAUAAAAAGCCAAAGGACAUGAUUUUGUUUACUUUAUGUCAUAAACAGUAUUGGUUUGCUUUACAAAAAAUCAAAUCUGUUUUACUUGAUGGUAACUCUAAAAUUACUGAGAUGCAAUCUAAGUUCGUUGAAAUGAGAUGUCUGCCUUUAGCUUUCAAUCAGACUUCCAACAUUGUUUACAACAGAUAAUUUGGUGCAAAUGCUAAUGUUUAGUUAAUAAAUUGCUGACUUUUUUC